Molecule: messenger RNA, 1778 nt
Organism: Leucoraja erinaceus (little skate)
Lineage: Eukaryota; Metazoa; Chordata; Chondrichthyes; Rajiformes; Rajidae
Gene: cmtm7
Product: CKLF-like MARVEL transmembrane domain containing 7
Exons: 5
Coding region: 155-622 (155 amino acids)
Cellular component (GO): membrane
Source: RefSeq, a predicted model, not a curated record
GCGGGUUAGCUAGCGGAAGCCCUGCCGCUUGCAGCUGCCGAUCAACUGGUGUCUGCGCGCCUAUUAGCAGACGGUGGUUGGCGAGCAGAGGGCGAGGGCGGUCCAACCCGCUCGCAGUGAAGAGGUUCCCUUGAGUUUAAGGCUCGGAAAGAGGAUGGCGGACAAGAUGACUACAGGGUCCAGGGACGGUGGCGGCUUCUUGGAUUUGAACUAUGGAAGGUCGUUCGCGGGCAUCUUGAAGGCUGUGCAAGCGAUUGUGAUAUUCAUAGCAUUCCUGUGUAUAACAUGUUCGGACUGGACUCACUACGCAACAUUCCGCUAUUUUGAAGUUGUCACCAUCUGGUUUUUUAUUAUGGUUUUGGUAUUUUACAUAAUUUACCUAACAAGACUUCACCAAAAGAUGACUUGCAUAAACUGGCCACUAACAGAGUUCCUGCACUAUGUCAUUGCGACCGUCCUGAUAUUGGUUGCGUCGAUUAUUGGAGCAUCCAAGGCAUUUGGCUAUGCUGGAUUAGCAGCUGGAGUGUUCUUCGGCUUCGCAUCAACAAUUCUAUACGGCGUUGGGGCCUGGCAGUCCUACAAGAUGUGGCGUGUUCCUCAACCAUCAACUGUUACUGUAUAACUGAUCUCAGUGUCAGAAAUUGGCAGCAGUUUCAUCGGAUUCAUAUAUCCAGAGACUCAGUUGUGUUCACCCUUGAGAUCUGAAGAUUCAAUUUAUAUUAACUGUGCUUGAUAAUAUUGUCAUUCGACUUAAGAAGUUAAUUAUUUUUAUAUUUUAUAAAUUAGCUAAUGUAAAAUUGUACCAAAGACAAGAUGAACAAAAUAUUUUAUAUAAAAGCUUAAAAGAUACAUGAUUUCAUUCUGGUUCACUAGUGUUAUACCAUGGUACUGAGGCAGAGUCCAAAACCAAAGCGCUCAAUAUCCCUUUCAUGAGAUGUCACAGAUGCGUCCUGACCUGCUAAGUUCUUCCAGCAGGUUGUUUGUUGCUCCAGAUCCCAGCAUCUGUAGUCACUUGAGUCUCCAACGCUACCUUCAAAUCUUCUCCCUUCCCCCUCUACUCUGAGCCUCUCUUCUCCCACCACAUUUACCUCCCUCCCUAAGGUAAUAUCAACCACCUUGACUUGUCCAUUCUCUCAUCCACUCGAACCUUAACCCCUCCAAACACGCAACUCUCUACACGCUUGGAACCAAUCCCAAACGCACAAGCGAGCACAGUGCCAUUGAGGUCUGGUGGAAUGUCCUCUAUGGUGUAGAAGCUGGAUGGCAACACUCGGACACCUCUCCCAGGAACAUGCCCCCACGAACACCAUGGUUUCCCAUACCAUCACAGAUCUUCCCUCUACUGUUUUCAACCUAAUAGUGCCCCAUUCCUACCUAUCUCCUUCAUUCGUGAUGCAGUGAUGAAUUUAAAGUCUACAGAUGCUGCUUGACUUCCUGAGUCCCUCCAUCAUUUUGCUUUUGCUCCAGAUCCCAGCAGUUGCUUGUGUCCAUUACCACAUAGCAUUUUUGUUGCAAGUGCAAUUUGUUCAUUAAAUAUGUAAAAGUUAACCAACCUUUAUAAUGCUUUAGUGUUCACACCUUUAAAAUUACCAAUAAAAAUCCUCCGUGGUUUGAAAGUACCAUUUUAUUUUUGACAUGCUGACAUAAGGUUUUGAUAUUUUGUGCCAGACAGGAAACCUGCCUGACUGACUUUAGUUUCAAUAUAUGUUCUUGUGCUUGAUGACAUAUUGUAUGGAAAGAUGCCUUGUAAAUAAAAUAAACUGUUUUUUCUGUAUCCU